AUGGUGACUAAUGUGAACCUCAGCCUCACUCAUGUCGUGUUUGUAUUUUUUUUUCCUCAAUAGUCUUCGCAGUCUCACUGGUUGACAGCAGAGGAGAGGAACCAAGUUUUAAUUGAUCUCAAAGCUUCAGGCUGGUCUGAGUUAGGCGAAAGAGAUGCCAUCUACAAAGAGUUCAAUUUCAAGAAUUUUAAUCAGGCUUUUGGAUUUAUGACGCGUGUUGCUCUACAAGCAGAGAAGAUGAAUCACCACCCGGAAUGGUUUAAUGUCUACAGCAAGGUUCAGAUAACUCUGAUUUCCCAUGACUGCGGUGGACUGACCAAGAGAGAUGUGAAGCUGGCUCAGUUUAUUGACAAAGCUGCUUCCUUGGUGUAA
Messenger RNA from Nipponia nippon (crested ibis), 372 nucleotides. NCBI's taxonomy places the organism in Eukaryota, Metazoa, Chordata, Aves, Pelecaniformes, Threskiornithidae. The record is from RefSeq and is a predicted model, not a curated record.